Alosa sapidissima (American shad) is the source of this 1913-nucleotide messenger RNA. RefSeq names its product probable E3 ubiquitin-protein ligase RHG1A. The transcript is spliced from 4 exons. The record is from RefSeq and is a predicted model, not a curated record. The coding region runs from base 1053 to 1688 and encodes 211 amino acids. NCBI's taxonomy places the organism in Eukaryota, Metazoa, Chordata, Actinopteri, Clupeiformes, Clupeidae.
AUGUCUCGUGCAAAUUGCCUUUAGCCUACAUGAUGUAAUAAGGCAAGCCACUUUUUUAACGUUAUCGAGAAAACAACGCCAUCUAGGGGAAGAUGAACUGCAGAACGUCUUGCAGAGAAGUUGCAGUUGUAACGUGUAAGCAGUUCUGUCCAAAAUGUCAGUUUACUUUAAUGCCUAAUAUCAGUUAUAUAUUAUCACAGCUGAACACAGUAAUGUAUUUAUGGUGUUAAAUCUGGCCUUUAUUUGUGUUUCAACAUGUGAAAGGGUGUCUUAAGUUUAGGUGCCUCUCUUUUCACACACUAAGGUGCUUAACACUCUACUUAAGUGAUUAUCUUGUCCAGUGCUUCCACACACCACUGGGUCCUCCUAUUUGUUUUGGUGUUCCCGCAUGUGGUAAAUAAACAUACCCAUAUACAUCCAAAAACAGGUAUAUCAAUCAUGGUUGUCAUUUUAGUCUUUUUGCAUAAUUUUGUAAGCUCUUUUUAAAAAAACAAAUAAAUAAAUAAUUAAAAAAGCAUCUUUAUUGUCUAACUUAUUUGUCUGUAUGUUGUACUAUUGCCAGAAGGGCAGUGGAAUUAUGAGCUGAGAAAUAUUCAAUGUGCAUCUCACAUGAUAUAGGCUAGUUAGCCUAAACAGUCAUGGAUAUAAAGCAUUUGAGAUAAGAGAUUAGAAGUCAUUUCACCGCUGGUUUUCUCUCUCUCUCUCUCUCUGUCUUUCUCUUCCCCCCCCUCUCUCAUCCUCCUCCUACCCCUAUCGCUUAAACAGAUUACCGCAGAUUCACUGUUGCUGUUCGAGGCCUGCACUGCUGACUGCUUCAGAGCGCAUCUGAAUUGGCUUAGAGCAACAGACCUACCAGAUGGUUCUAGAGAGCCUAGGGGUGUCUAAUUACUCAGUGCUUAAUCAGCCUUCCCCCUGACCAGAAGCUGACAGGUAAACACAGCGUCAGGACUUCUAGUCGGUCCCAGGUGCCUCUGGGGAGCCCUGCACUUUCUGGAACUUUCUGCCAAGAGGGAAAUACCCCUGGAACACACUGGAGCAGCUAGUCUGUCAGAAUGGAUAAGAAGGAGGAGGAGGAUGAUAGCAUCUUCACGACCUGGAGGCAGGGUUUUGAUCAAGAGGUGGUGACCGAAGAGCUGGACGCGGAGAGAAAGUCCAGCUUGAAUGUCCCCAGACCUCGUCGAUCCAUUGCCAACCGUCGAGCUUCACUGCCCUGUCCGGCCACAUUAAACGCCAUGCAGCUGCAACACCUGCACAACGCCACUAUGGCCCCCAAUCCUGCCAGCCACAGCACCAGGAAGGAGGGCGAGUUGCGGCAGCACUACCGGGCAUGCCACGCGGGCAUCAACGGCGGUGACGUGUGCCCCAAGGCCAACAGCACCCCUGAGAGAGAGAGGCGGGCGCCUGCCAUUCCCACAAUCCCCGAGGUCACGGAGACACCAGAGAAGAAGACCCGGUUCAGGGGCAGAAACGUCAUGUCUCUGAGCGAUGCGGACAGCAUUUGCCUAAUCUGUCAUCAUGAUCUCCACAAAGGUGGGGGAGGGGUGAGGGAACUACACUGCACACACAGUUUUCACUCGGAGUGUAUAGAGGAGUGGCUGUGGAGAAAGCAGGCCUGCCCCACCUGUCGCGUGCACGUGGCCAUGCCCGAGCCUCUAUACUGGACGUCCACUCGUGUCAAAGUGCCCUAACUACGACCCCCCCCCCCCCCAUACAGACACACACACACACACACCCAGACCCCCCCCCCCACACACACACACAAACACACACUUCACCAGCAACUUCACCAGCACAUCCUGGAUCAAAGGAAACCUAAACUGCAGAAGAGACUCAUUCCUGACAACUGUUCAGCAGAAAGGACAAUAAACAGAUUUCUUUUUUUUUUUUUUUGGUAAUUGUAAUUUCCACCAUAA